GAGAUCUCGUGUUUGAGAUCCUUCCGUCUUUUGCAUGGUUAAUUUCCCGUAGAAUGAAAAUUAAAAGAAAAAGUUUGGGAUUCACAGUGACCGAUCAAAACUCCUUGUUCCCUCUGACAGAACGGAGGCUAUGUCUUUAAGUGCAACUAAGUAUACAGUCCAUGAGGGAAAUGUUUCCGAUUAGUUAACGUAUCAAGAAUAAAACAAAACCAGUUGAAUUGAUCAAAUGACUUUACUUUUUUUUCAAAAAUCAGUUAUAACCAACUUUCAUGAAUCUCUUUAAGCGCCAUUGCAGUUCUCUUCCAUCUUUCAAUCUCAAAAACAAGGAAAUUAAAAUCAUAGGGUUCUGCAAAUCUGGUGCUCUCUUACAUGCGCUUGACAUUCUUAAUUCCAUAGACUCAAGAGAGAUUUCCAAUAAGCCUUUUAUCUAUGCUUCUCUCCUUCAAACUUGUACUAAAGUUGUAUCCUUUAACCAUGGCCUCCAAAUCCAUGCCCAUGUAGUAAAAUCUGGUCUUGAGACUGAUAGAUUUGUGGGUAAUAGCUUACUUGCACUUUAUUUUAAAUUGAGUACUGAUUUUUUUGAAACAAGAAGGGUUUUUGACGGGCUUUAUUUUAGAGAUGUAAUUUCUUGGACUUCAAUGAUUACUGGUUAUGUUAAAGGAGAAAAACCGAAGAAAGCCUUGGACUUGUUUUGGGAAAUGUUGGAUGUUGGUGUUGACCCAAAUGCUUUCACUUUAUCUGCUGUUAUAAAGGCGUGUACGGAUCUUGGGACCUUGAUGCUUGGAAAAUGCUUUCAUUGUGUUAUUAUGAUCCGUGGGUUUCAUUCCAACCAUGUUAUUGGCAGUGCUUUGAUUGAUUUGUACGGAAGGAAUUAUGAGUUGGAUGAUGCACGCAGAUUGUUCGAUGAAUUGCUCGAACCAGAUGCUAUUUGUUGGACUUCUGUUAUUUCUGCGUAUACUAGGAAUGAUAUGUAUGAUAAAGCUUUGGGAUUUUUUUAUUUGAUGCAAAGGAAACUUGGAUUAGCUCCAGAUGGGUUUACUUUUGGAACGGUAUUGACUGCUUGCGGUAAUUUAAGGAGAUUGAAGCAAGGUAAAGAAGUGCAUGCUAAGCUUAUUACAUCUGGAUUUAGUGGAAAUGUUGUUGUUGAAAGUAGCCUCGUUGAUAUGUAUGGCAAAUGCGGGUUGGUUGAUGAAUCCCAACGUGUUUUUGAUAGAAUGAGUGUAAAGAAUUCGGUUUCUUGGUCUGCAUUGCUUGGGGGGUUUUGUCAGAAUGGGGACUUUGAAUCUGUUAUUAGGAUUUUUAGGGAAAUGGGAGAGGCUGAUGAUCUCUAUAGUUUCGGAACUGUUCUUCGUGCCUGUGCAGGUUUGGCAGCAGUAAGGCAAGGGAAAGAGGUCCACUGCCAGUAUGUUCGAAGGGGUGGUUGGAGAGAUGUUAUCAUAGAAUCAGCUUUAGUCGAUCUUUAUGCAAAAUGUGGAUGUAUUGAUUUUGCACAUAGAAUUUUCACAAAGAUGACAGUUAGGAAUUUGAUAACUUGGAAUUCAAUGAUUUGUGGGUUUGCCCAGAAUGGAUGGGCGGAAGAAGCUCUUAGAAUUUUUGAUGAGAUGGUUAAGGAAGGGACUAAACCUGAUUACAUUACUUUUAUCGGUGUUCUUUUUGCUUGUAGUCAUACAGGUUUGAUUGAUGAAGGAAGAAAAUACUUUAUGGAAAUGACGAAUGAAUAUGCAAUUAAACCUGGAAUUGAGCAUUACAAUUGCAUGGUUGAUCUUCUAGGCCGAGCUGGUUUGCUAGAAGAAGCUGAACUACUGAUAGAGAAUGCAGAUUGCAGAGAGGAUUUGUCUCUUUGGGCAGUUCUGCUGGGUGCUUGUGCAACCUGCACAGACUAUGCUACUGCAGAGCGCAUCGCAAAGAAAACCAUGGAAUUGGAACCUGAUUACCACUUGAGUUAUGUGUAUCUUGCCAACAUCUAUAGAGCAAUAGGCAGAUGGGACGAUGCUGUUAAGAUCAGGAGAUUAAUGGAAAAGAGAGGGGUUAAAAAGAUGCCUGGCAAAAGUUGGAUUGAGGCUAACAGAAAUCCGCCUUCUUAUCUAAAUGCGGAUGCUUUUGAUAUGUCCGCAGACAGAGAACCUCUGGCGAAAGGGAUCUUGUGUUAUGAUGUUAGAGCAUAAUAUAGAUAAAUUACUGCAUACAACAUCAAUACCGACUUUUAUUGAGGCUGUGUUGGUCCUCAAAAUCAUUUGACACCCAGACUCAUUGAAGAAUAUUGUUUGUUUAACUCGAGCUACAAGGGAAUUAGUAGCCAUAAACACUAAAUUUUCUUGCAGCUGAAAUCUAUGACCCCAAUUUUCUUUCCUUGCUGAAGGAUAGGCUGCAACAACUCCUGUCUUCUUGCUUUAGCAGAAAAUGCUGACUUUUCCUA
Ricinus communis (castor bean) is the source of this 2416-nucleotide messenger RNA. Its product is annotated as pentatricopeptide repeat-containing protein At1g03540. Gene Ontology annotation, molecular function: protein binding; RNA binding. Gene Ontology annotation, biological process: RNA modification. The record is from RefSeq and is a predicted model, not a curated record. The coding region runs from base 270 to 2165 and encodes 631 amino acids. The transcript has a single exon. NCBI's taxonomy places the organism in Eukaryota, Viridiplantae, Streptophyta, Magnoliopsida, Malpighiales, Euphorbiaceae.